Molecule: messenger RNA, 982 nt
Organism: Oldenlandia corymbosa var. corymbosa
Lineage: Eukaryota; Viridiplantae; Streptophyta; Magnoliopsida; Gentianales; Rubiaceae
Source: the annotation of a GenBank genome assembly
GAUUUAUUGGACAAAUAGGCCAAUAGUCAUACCACUUUUCCCUCUACUUCUUUUUUGGAUUCUGCGCGUUAUUCUUCCGAACUUCCCAACUUCAAAGUUUCUUCUCACUUAUGGCGGCUUCAGCGGGAGGAGGCAAUAGUGGUGGCGCAGCCGCGACGGGGGUGGUGGAAUGGCACCAGAGGCCCCAGAACCCUAAAAACCCUGUUGUUUUCUUCGAUGUAACAAUCGGGACUAUGCCCGCCGGCCGUAUUAGAAUGGAGCUUUUCGCCGACAUUGUCCCCAAGACAGCUGAAAAUUUCCGGCAAUUCUGCACUGGCGAGUUCAGGAAAGCUGGCUUACCUGUUGGCUAUAAAGGGUGCCAAUUCCAUAGGGUGAUUAAGGAUUUCAUGAUACAAGGUGGCGACUUUCUCAAGGGAGAUGGAAGUGGUUGCCAAUCUAUAUAUGGGAGCAAGUUUGAAGAUGAAAACUUUAUUGCGAAGCACACCGGUCCUGGGCUUUUAUCAAUGGCAAAUAGUGGACCAAAUACGAAUGGGUGUCAGUUCUUCAUCACUUGUGCAAAGUGUGAUUGGCUUGACAAUAAGCAUGUAGUGUUUGGGAGAGUGCUCGGAGAUGGUCUUUUGGUGGUCAGAAAGAUUGAGAAUGUGGCUGUUGGACCUAACAGUCGACCUAAGUUGCCUUGCGUGAUUGCUGAAUGUGGAGAGAUGUGAAAUUCCAGCUCUGAUGUGCCCAUGUUGUUGUCUCAUAAUCUCACUGUUCUAGCCUUUUUACGGAUGUAAAUUCUGAAUUCCGAUCUUGUUUCCUCGGAUUUUAAAUUUUUGUUGCGAUUUGAGGCCUUUAACAAGUAUACAAAUUCUAACCUCCGUAAUGGUAAUUAGCGACAUUGUUUUGUGAGUUAGAUUGGGGACAUGAUUUUUGCAAAUAUAUGACAAAUUCAAACUCGACUCUUAAUUAUAUGAUGUAAUAAUAUGCGACUCCCUGCAAC